UUCGCUGAUAUUAUGCAAUGCUAGUCAAUAUAAAGGGAUUGAACCGUUUGAGCUGAUAUCUAUCAAUCUGGUGAGAAUCUGUAUCUGUUUUGAACAUUUGUUUGACGAGCAAAGCUUUUUAUUAGGAAUCCGACUUUUGUAUAUCUGAUACUAUGGAUAUUGAAGCAUUGGGUAUAUUACACAAGCAAAAAGAUGCACUAAAAGCUUUACCAAAUCCUACAGAUAUAUCUUCCAAGAAGUACGAGGAUAAAGUAACCAAAACAAUGACAAUCGUACGUGGAGAUAUUCAGCUAGUUUCCAAGUAUUCCGAAAACAUCCUCGCAGAACUGAAAAAUGUUAGGGAGCAAAUAAAACUUUGCAGCGUCAAAAUCGGAGAGCAGAUGAAAGAACUAAUGAAACACGAUUUUUUGAAAUUAGAGAGAGUUGAACCUGGCAGGAAAUAUAGACCAAUUUCUCCAAAUGCCAGAGUUACAAGAGAACAUAUUGAAACUAAGAAAUUAGAGCAAGUUCAAGCUAUGCAGAGACUUGCAAAACAAAAUCAAGAGCUUAUGGAAUUCAUAGCUGAAACAGAAGAUCUAGUUCUAAAAAUAGAAAGUGACGCAGAACUAUCCUUUUCUGACAUAUCUGGAGUACAAGGUCAUCUAAACGAAUGGUGUGAUGGCUUGGAAACAUUGAAAGAAAAGAAGAGAAGAAUUAAAGAGGAAAAAGAAAACGAAGAAAGAGAAAAAAGAAAACAAGAGGAAGCAGAGAGACGAAGAAAAGAAAAAGAACAAAAGGAAGCAGCAGAAAAGAAACGAAAAUUGGAGCAAGAAAAGAAACGCAGAAAUUGGAAAACCUGGCCUCCUUUCAUUUACCAGAAUUACCGUCAAAAUAAUUUUAAACAAAAAUUAUGUUGUGUCCUAUUCAUCAUGCCAAACGGUAUCCAGAAGAAUGAUAUUAUUUGCGAAGGAUCUGAUGAAGUAAAUGAUCUAGCCAGAUGUCUUCAAAGCAAUGAUGAAAAAGUCAUAUCAUGUAUUAUAACAAUUACCCCUAGAGAUGACAAAGAGAUAAAGUUUCAGAUGCCAAUUAGAGUAUAUGUACCAAUAGUUUCUCAUGACAAAACUCUUGUUCCGGUAUUGAAAUAUAAUAUAAACGGAAAGAAAUGGCGAACAGGGCAGAGAUUACCAGAAGUACAACUUGAUGACGUUUAUGGUAUCUCAUUUGUUGGCGUAGAAAUUCCGUUGACACAACUGAAACAACUGCAGUGUGUAGCAGUAGCUAGACAUCCAAGAGAUGAAACGGAGGUAGAUGAAGGUGGUAAAGAGUUUGAACCAGAGGGUGAUAGAAACAUUAAACUAAAAUUUCCUCCUGCAGCAUUUCCUGGAAUAACAACCGUUGCAACAGUGACUGUGCCUUGGACUCAAAAUGACAUCAUAAAUGCGUCGAAAAGACACAGAGAGUUGGAAAAUAUGAAAAUAGCAGGUUCUUAUAUCAACAUCUCGUGUGAAAAUUCAACAAAUGCAGAUUCUGACCUUGAGAUUUACAACCUUGGAUGGGAAGUGAAUAAAAGUAUUGGUAAAAGACAUACCUUGAACCGCGAGACCCUGAGCAGAUGUAGCAGGUGGAUAGUUAACAACAUGAAUCCUGAUGACAUGGCUCUGCACUUAGAUGAUAUGUUUGAGAGCGAUUUUGCUGAAGAGCUAAUGACAAAAAAUACACAAGGAGAUAAGAAUAGACACAUUUUAUAUGAAUUAAUGGAAUCAGAUGAUGCCAGUAUUGACACUUUCGUCGAAAAUUUAAGUUCUUCACAACCAAAUGUAGCAGACAAAAUCAUUGCUGUGAAGUCAAAAGUACAAAGUUCCAGAAAAUCCAAAGAUUCAAAAUACGAUUUCAAUUUUGCAAGUGACUUUGAUCCAGAUUUCGAAAAGAAAGAGGGAAUAGUUUAUAUGGUUUCCAAAGUCAGUGGCAAAUCAUGGGAAAUAGCACCAAUAGAAGAAACUGAUGCUCAUCCAAAAGCAAGAUUCCUAAAACUUCCUGCUGGGAACAACAAUUUUCAGGUACUGGGUCUGGUUGUUCCAUUUGAGAUGAAAGAUGAAGUUAUCUGUAAAACAGCUGAAAUUCUAGAAAGUUUGAAUUGUGUCACUAAGGUGUCACUGAUAUGUCGUCAAAAGCACGCAGAUCCUCAUGAUGCUGUUAUUCAGUGUGUCCGGACAGAAAAUAUAGCUGGUACUCUUCAUCAUUUGGAUGCUUUAGGAUAUACAGAUGGUCCACCGGAAAGCUCAGAGUUUGGGGUUGUUGAUGGAGAAGAAAUUGAAGUACAAUACGAAUCUAAUUUGUAUUUCGAGUAUUAUCAAUAUUCUACCUUGAAGAUGAAAUUUUACAGCAAUCUUUCUGUCGAAAGAUAUUCAGGAAAUCUCCUAGUCCUUAACAAAGGCGACCAAGCCGAAGACGAUAAAUAUCACGGACAUUUUUCCUACAGUGUACUCCCUGGUCGGUUGUCCAUUCCAAGGCAAGGAACAUUUGUCUUAUAUGUGCCAAAGCCUUUAGAAGAAAACGUCACCAACUUUCCUUAUACAUUGGGUGUGCCAGUCAAGGCAUUGGCAAAGUUUAUUGCUUGGCAAAUUACUUGUACCAAUUCUAAUUCAACAAAAUGGGUAUGUCUUGGCAAAAAUCUAACAGAUGGGGACACACAGCUAUAUCAUCAAAUAUUGGAAAAUGUGAAAGAGCAACGGGAUAAUGCAGAAGAACGUGAACGUUGUGAAUUGUACAUUUUGUAUUGGUCCAACCACCAUGCACCAGAUGUUACUGACAAGAUAGCGAAGAUAAUAGCUGCUCAUCGUCAUACACAGUUAGAAGCAGAAGCAAAGCAAUUCAUAAAACCUUUCAUUCCAGGCAGAGGAAUUUUAUCAAAUGAUAACCUGGAAAAGAUGGCUUAUGUUUUAGCAAAGGAUUGGGAAGUUUUUGCAAAGAAACUAGGGUUUUCGAGUGAUGAUAUUAACAAAAUAAAAUCGAACCAACCUGGUGAAGUAAGACGUACACUAAGAGUGCUAGAUCUCUGGCGGCUGUCAGAUGGCGCUAUUCAAAAGGGAACAGAGUUGGUAAAGAGUUUGCACCAAGCUGCAAGGGCAGCUCAAUGUGGUGCAAAGUUACUAAGCAUGAUUUCUGAAGAUCUAUAACUGUAACAAGACGAUUUGAAACGUUGUUCUACUGUAAUGUUGUUGCUGAAAUAUUUGAUGUAUCCAAUAAUUAUUAUAUUGAUAUUCAUGUAUAUAUAUCUAUAUCAAACGUUUUUCUGCAUAAUACAGUGGUGUGUUAAAUAAUCUUCAUAAGGUACCGUAAAUUAUUUACUAUCGGUUGCCUAUGUCUAUGCAUUGCGAAAACACUUGUGGAUAUUUAAUGUCGUAGUUUUUGUAACUUCUUCAUGUAAAUCCAUAGAAAGUUUAUAUUUUGUUUAUACUUUCUUUUCCCAUGAAAUUCAUUAAACUAGUAUCAAACCAAAAGUAAUAAAUAUGUGGUUUAAAGUACUUAAUCCUUAUGUCGUGUCGUAUGUCCUUUAAUUGAACAGUAUCUACUAAAGGAAAAAAUUCAAACUUUUCCGAAAACACGUGUGGCUAAAACUGAAUGAGUUAUAGUUUGGUUUGUACAAGUUAUUCCUUGUGUUCCUGUUGUUCCUUUGUUUUCCUCUUAUAGUUGAUGUGUUUCCCUCGGUUUUGGUUUGUAACCCGGAUUUGUUUUCUCUCAAUCGAUAUAUGAUUUUUGAAAACCGGUAUACUACUGUUGCCUUUCUUUAUAGGCAUAAUCUCUGUUUGUGAUGUUUAUCUGCAAAUCAUUUUAUAUGCACUUUUGUUUGUCAAUUUUUCAAACAAUAGAAUAAUAGAAUAUUAUGGAUGUAUGUGACGUCACAAAUAUUCAUACUACGUACUUGGAUGCAAAUACGAAAACUUUAGUUAUCAGCCAGACCCUUUUAUUUUCCGUGUAAUUAAUAAAUAGUCAUAAUAUACAAAUGACAGCUUCUUUCCGUUACGAUAUUUAUGUUAUUAUAAUUGUCUUAGUUUGCCUAGCCGCAUUUUAGACUGGUGGUAGAAUUGAAGCAUCCAAUGCAAGAUAUCGCUUGAUUUGUAAAAGUAUAAUAUAUUACUAAUUUGUUAACACAAGGCUGUUUUUUAACCAGAUGCCGUCAAUAACCAGAUCAUUGUUUGAACAAUUUAUAUGCUUCAUUCGUGACCCAUGAAUAAGUUUAUGAGAAUUUAUUCAUGACAAAAAUAUUAAAGAAAAGGACUUUAUUUAGCUGUGCUUUUGUUUUCGAAUUUGUGAAUAUUUGUUUUUUAUCGCAAAUUAUUUCAAUUUUUGACAACACAUGUAGCUAUAUGUAUUUUGGUAUAAAGCCCGUUUCAAUUGGAUGAAAGAUAAAUGUUUGGAGGCUUCUUUGAAAGAAACUGGUUUAUUUCUUAAGUUGUACAGUUUUUGAUUAAUUUCAUUUAAAUUUGUAGAAUUGAAAAGUGUAAAUUAAGAGACGAAAUAAAUGCAAACACAGAAACGUUAAUGUAGAGACCUAAUAAUCCUAAAGAAUAUAUUGCUUUAGAUACAAAGGUUAUAGAUACCAAUCAUUUCAUUUUUGUGCACCUGAAAGAUAUCAGUUAAUUGUUUCUUUAUUUUUAUUAAAUAUUAUAAAACUG
Mytilus californianus (California mussel) is the source of this 4655-nucleotide messenger RNA. RefSeq lists its product as uncharacterized. NCBI's taxonomy places the organism in Eukaryota, Metazoa, Mollusca, Bivalvia, Mytilida, Mytilidae. The coding region runs from base 153 to 3155 and encodes 1000 amino acids. The transcript is spliced from 16 exons. Gene Ontology annotation, biological process: signal transduction. Gene Ontology annotation, molecular function: protein binding. The record is from RefSeq and is a predicted model, not a curated record.